Molecule: messenger RNA, 2060 nt
Organism: Molossus molossus (Pallas's mastiff bat)
Lineage: Eukaryota; Metazoa; Chordata; Mammalia; Chiroptera; Molossidae
Gene: IL17RE
Product: interleukin 17 receptor E
Exons: 16
Molecular function (GO): interleukin-17 receptor activity
Source: RefSeq, a predicted model, not a curated record
UUCUGGGUGCCCUGACCCAAAAGAAGCCCAUGGGGCACCCCAGAUUGGCAGCCCUGCUCCUGCUUCUUCACCUGCUGCUCACUGGCCUCUCCACCUCCAGUGGGAUUGGCUGCCCCUGUCUGCCCCACUGGAACACCCGCUGUCUGCUGGCCUCCCACAUGGAUGACAGUUUCACUGGUAAACCUGCCCAUAUUCCUUGCCAUACCCACUUGGCCCUCCCAAAGCCUUGGGGUGCUUGGCUCUGUCACUGCCCCUGCUGUUUGUGCCUGCACCUGGUGUCAGUUCCUUCAGACCUUCAGUGGGGCUGGUUCCACCGCCUGGUGCAGAAAUCCAAAAAGUCUUACAUGUUCCAGUUCCGUAGGAGACGCAAGAUGCCAGCAUCUGCUCAGAGGAAGCUGCAGAGUUGCCAUUGCCUGUCCCAGAAGGGCCAUCACAUCUCCAUCCCCUCCCCAGACAUCUCCCAAAAGGGGCUGCGCUUCAAAAGAACCCAACCUUCAGAUCCAGAGGCAGUAGAAGGUCUCCCAAGACGGGACUCACAAAGGCAUAAAGGGCCUGAGUUCUCCUUUGACUUGCUGCCUGAGGCACGGGCUAUUCGAGUGAGCGUUCCCCCAGGCCCUGAGGUCAACGUGCGUCUUUGUCACCAGUGGGCACUAGAGUGCGAAGAGCUGAGCAGUUCCUUUGAUGCCCAGAAAACUGUGUCUGGGGGCCACACUGUAGACCUGCCUUAUGAAUUCCUUCUGCCCUGUCUGUGCAUUGAGGCAUCCUUCCUGCAAGAGGACACCGUGAGGCGAAAAAAAUGCCCCUUCCAGAGUUGGCCUGAAGCCUAUGGCUCAGACUUUUGGAAGUCAGUGAACUUUACUGACUACAGCCAGCACAGUCAAAUGGUCAUGGCUCCGACACUCCGCUGCCCAUUGAAGCUGGAAGCCUCCCUCUGCCGGAGGCAGGGCUGGCACACCCUCUGCGAAGACCUCCCCAAUGCCACAGCUCAAGAGUCAGAGGGGUGGUAUGUUUUGGAGAAGGUGGACUUGCACCCCCAGCUCUGCUUCAAGUUCUCUUUUGGAAACAGCAGCCACGUUGAAUGUCCCCACCAGACUGGGUUUCUCACCUGACACCCUUUUUCCCAUUCCCUGGCAGCCCCAUCCUGGACCGUGAGUAUGGACACUCAGGCCCAGCAGCUGAUCCUUCACUUCUCCACGAGGAUGCAUGCCACCUUCAGUGCUGCCUGGAGCCACCCAGACUUAGGGCAGGACAGCCUGGUGCCCCCUGUGUACAGCAUCAGCCAGACUCAGGUCUCAAGCCCAGUGACACUAGACCUCAUCAUUCCCUUCUUGAGACCAGGGGGCUGUGUCCUGGUAUGGAGGUCAGAUGUCCAGUUUGCCUGCAAGCACCUCUUGUGUCCUGAUGUUUCUCAUAGACACCUGGGACUAUUGAUCCUGGCACUGCUGGCCCUGGCCACCCUAUUGGGAGUUGUUCUGGUUCUUAUCCUCCGGCGCCCACUGUCAGGCCCUGGCCAACAGCAACCGGUGCUACUUCUGCACGUUGCAGAGUCAGAGGCGCAGCGGCGCCUGGUGGGAGCACUGGCUGAACUGCUACGGGCCACGUUGGGUGGCGGGCGCGAUGUGAUCGUGGACCUAUGGGAGGGGACACGCGUGGCGCGUGUGGGCCCGCUGCCCUGGCUGUGGGCAGCGCGGGCGCAGGUGCUGCGGGAACGAGGCACCGUGCUGCUGCUGUGGAGUAGUGCGUCUUCCAGCCCAGCCUGCAGCUCGGACACCCACACCGCGACCCUGCGCGCCCUGCUCCGCACCGCCCCACGCCCGCUUCUGCUGCUGGCUUACUUCAGUCGCCUCUGCGCCAAGGGCGACAUUCCCCAGGCCCUGCGCGCUCUGCCGCGCUACCGCCUGCUGCGCGAUCUGCCUCGCCUGCUGCGGGCGCUGGACUCCGGCUCUUCCACCCAAGCCGCCGGCUGGGGCCGCCUCCGCGCUCCGCAGUGCCUACGGAGUCAACUGGAACUGUGCCGCCGGCUGGAACGCGAGGCAGCCAGACUCGCCCACCAAGGCUGA